This is a messenger RNA of Eptesicus fuscus (big brown bat), 1774 nucleotides long. It is a transcript of the gene IL2RB, whose product is annotated as interleukin 2 receptor subunit beta. The transcript has 10 exons. Lineage: Eukaryota; Metazoa; Chordata; Mammalia; Chiroptera; Vespertilionidae. Gene Ontology annotation, biological process: cytokine-mediated signaling pathway; immunoglobulin mediated immune response. Gene Ontology annotation, molecular function: cytokine receptor activity; protein binding. The coding region runs from base 89 to 1774 and encodes 561 amino acids. The record is from RefSeq and is a predicted model, not a curated record. Gene Ontology annotation, cellular component: membrane; external side of plasma membrane.
UCUCAGCAGCAGAGAGGAGCGGAGAGAGCUCGCCGCAGCCCCAUGUCGCAGCCAGGGCUCCCUUCCCCAGCCCCCACCUGUGGAUGUGAUGGCGGCUCCUGCUCUGACCUGGUGCCUGUCCCUCCUCGCCUUCCUCCUGCCCCCGGCCAUCGCUCGGGCGUCCACAGCGGUGAAUGACACGUCCACGCUCACCUGCUUCUACAACUCGAGGGCCAACAUCUCCUGUGUCUGGAGCCGGGAUGGGGGCCUGCAGGCCACCUCCUGCCACGUCCACGCCCAGCCUGACAAACGGCCCUGGAACAAAUCCUGUGAGCUGCUCCCCGCGGGCCCGGCAUCCUGGUCCUGCAACCUGAUCCUGGGACGCCCCGAUGCCCAGAAACUGACCGCAGCAGACACCGUGAGCAUGAAGGUGAUGUGCCUGGAGGGGGAGAGGUGGACGAGGGUGAUGACCCAGGACUUCAAGCCCUUUGACAACCUUCGCCUGAUGGCCCCUGACUCCCUCCAAGUCACCCAGGAGGGGAGCCGCAGAUGCAACAUAACCUGGAAUGCCCCCCAGUCCUCCCACUACAUUGCAAGACACCUGGAGUUUGAGGUCCGGACCAGGUCCCUGGACCACAGUUGGGAGGAGGCCUCCCCGCUGGCCCUCAAGCAGAACCAGCGAUGGAUCUUCCUGGAGACCCUCGCUCCAGACACCCCGUAUGAGCUUCAGGUGCGGGUCAGGGCCCAGCGAGGCAGCCUCCUGACCUGGAGCCCCUGGAGCCAGCCCCUGGCCUUUAGGACGAGGCCCGAAGACCAGCCCCUGGCCGGGAGGAGGCCUGACGCAGCCCCUUCAAUGGGCCACAUCCUCGUGGGCCUCUGCGGUGCCUUGGGCUUCAUCUUCGUAGUCUAUCUGCUAGUCAACUGCCAGUACCUCGGGCCGUGGUUCAAGAAGGUUCUGAAGUGUCACAUCCCAGACCCCUCAGAGUUCUUUUCCCAGCUGAGCUCAGAGCACGGAGGAGAUCUCCAGAAGUGGCUCUCCUCGCCCUUCCCCUCGUCCUCCUUCAGCCCCAGCGGCCCGGCCCCCGAGAUCUCCCCGCUGGAGGUGCUGGACAGGGACGCCAAGGCCACACAGCUGCUCCUGCUGCGGCAGGACAAGGGGCCCUCGCCCUCUCUGGAGACCAGCGGCCACUCGCUGACCAGCUGCUUCACCAACCAAGGCUACUUCUUCUUCCACCUCCCGGACGCGCUGGAGAUCGAGGCCUGCCAGGUGUACUUCACCUAUGACCCCUACGCCGAGGAGCUGGACGAGGACGGGCCCGGAGCACCCGAGGGGUCUCUCCUCCCACCCCUGCCACUUCCGCCAGGGGAGGAUGACGCCUACUGCACCUUCCCCCCCAGGGAUGACCUGCUGCUCUUCUCCCCCAGUCUCCUCAGUGGCCCAAGCCCCCCAAACACUGCCCUGGGGGGCCCUGGGGCUGGUGAAGAGAGGGAGGGAACCGCUCCGCAGGAGGGAGUUCCCAGAGACUGGGCCCCCCAGCGCCUGGGGCCUCCCACCCCAGGAGCCACUGGCCUGGUGGGUUGCCCGUCACCCCAGGAGAAUGCACUGGGAGAAGCAGAAGAGGAGGGCCCUGGCCCUGGCUCCGGCCCUGGCCCUGGGGAGGGGGCCGGCUUCCCCUGUGCCAGCCCUCCUGUGCAAUGCCAGGUCAGGGCCCCCACCUCCUGUCUGCCCCUGAACACGGAUGCCUACCUGUCCCUCCAAGAGCUCCAGGAUCAGGACCCGGCGUACUUGGUGUAG